Rotaria sp. Silwood1 is the source of this 3126-nucleotide messenger RNA. The record is from the annotation of a GenBank genome assembly. Lineage: Eukaryota; Metazoa; Rotifera; Eurotatoria; Philodinida; Philodinidae.
AUGUUGUCGCAUCAUAUUUUUUAUCUUUUUCUAUCAAUAAUACAUUUCUCAAAUGGUCAAUCAACAAUUCGAAUUGGAAUUAUUGAUGAUAAUUAUGAUCAUACAGAUUUUAUUAAUAUAAAAGUACCCAAUGUAACUUUUUGUGGUCGUAAAGGUUUAAAUUUACAAUUACAUUGGUUAAAUACAUUAGAUUCUUUACCUAAUCUUAUCAAUACACUUGAAUAUGAACAAAAUUUUACAAAUAUUUAUUUAACACGUACAAUUAACUUUUAUACAAAUUUAAUUCGUGAUUUUUGUCAAACAAAUCAUAUUCCAUUUAUUAAUAUGAAAUCAUAUGGAAGUAAAACAAUGACAUGUUCAACAACAACAUCAUUUAGUCAAGAAUAUUUUAGUACGCCUGAUAUUCUUCAAGUAUUAAUUAAUUAUUUAAAAUAUAAUCAUGUACAACAAGCCAUCUAUUUAUAUGAUAAUAAUGAAGCUGCACAUAGAAUAUAUGAACUACUAGAAUUAAUGAAUAAAGAUGAAUAUUAUAAUAAUUUUUCAUUAGAUAUUCGAACAACACUUUAUCGAGAUGUUUAUUCAAUGUUAUAUGAUAUUGAAGCAAGUUCUUUACAAAAAGAUCAAUUAGCAAGUUAUAUUUUACUUGAUUUUCAUUCAUAUGAUGCUUAUGAAAGAAUGUUUGAGAAAAUUUCACAUAUGGGACUUACAAGUGAUUUUUAUCAAUAUAUAAUAGUAUCAACAUUUGAUGUUUGUUUAUGGAUGAAUAAAAUUGAUUUUCCUGGUCAAUUAAUUUAUUUUGAUUAUCAACAAGAUGAUUGUACUUUUUAUUCUCAAUCAUCAUCAAAUAUCUAUGAAAAUUCAUUAUCAUCUACAAAAUUAAUUCGUUAUAAAUCAUAUUAUCGAACAACAUUAUCAUUUCGUAAUAAUCCUAGUUUUUCAAAAUCAUUAAAUUCUAGUAAAUUAUUAUUAAAAAAUUCUUCAUUAUUAUUGAAUGAUACAAAUAUAAAAUUAAAUUUAUGUUAUAAUAAAAUUAAUAUCAAUGAAAAAUAUAUUUCAUAUUCAUAUUUUAAUUCACAAUUAUCUGAAUUAUUAGAAAUUUAUUCACGUACAUUAUUUGAUGCAUUAAAUUUAAUAAUACGAAUACUUACUUCAAAUAUAAUUGAUUGUAAAACAUAUCGUUUAAAACAAAAUAAAAAAAUACAAUUUAAUCAUUGUGAUUUUACUUAUGUUAAUGUAUUUUCAACACAAAUAUCAUCAUUAAAUCAAUUUAAAAAACAAAUUCAACUUAUUGGACGUUAUUCAACUAUAAAUAAUCAGUAUCAAUCAUGUCAUAGAAAUAAAAAUAAAGAUUUAUCUUUAAUACAAAAAUCAUUUCAAUCAAAAAUUUAUUAUAUAACUAGUUUAUUUGAUGAACCUUUUCUUAUGUUACGUAAACGAACUGAUCUAUAUAUUAAAUAUAGUCAACCACAUGCAAAUUUAAAAGAAUUACGAGGUCGUAUAUUUGAUUUUCAUCAAUUAGAAGGUUAUUGUGUUGAUUUAGCAAAAAAAGUUUGUUCAACAUUAAAUAUAACAUGUCAAUUUCGUAUUGUACCAGAUGGACGUUUUGGAAGUAAAAAUAAAUCAACAGGUAUUUGGGAUGGAAUGAUUGGUGAAGUAAUAUAUCGAAAAGCUGAUAUGGCUAUAGCACCGUUAACUAUUAGUCAAAUACGUACGGAAGUUGUUGAUUUUAGUACACCAUUUAUGAAUUUAGGUAUUUCUAUUAUGAUUAGUAAACCUGAUGCAGAAAAAGCAGGUGUAUUUUCAUUUAUGAAUCCCGUAUCAAUGGAAAUAUGGUUAUGUUUAUCAUUAGCAUAUUUUGCUGUUAGUGUUAUACUUUUUUUAACAUCACGUGUUGUUAAUUCAGGUUGGCGACGACGUGUUGUACGACGACCAUCAUAUCGUUCAUUUUCAUAUCCAAAAAGUGUUAAUGAUCGACGUAAAAGUUUGAUUGAAUUACAACGUCAAAAUCGAGAUUCAAUUCUUUCGGAACAUUCAAAUGAUUUACCAAUUAUAACAAGAUCAUCAAUAAAACAUCGAUAUCAUAAUCGUAUACCAUCUCCAAAUCAAAAUUUAUCAAAUUUGAAUAUAAAUAAAAAUCGAACAAAGAAAGAAUCAAAACAAAAUACGGUUCAUUUAUUUGGUAUUUCUAAUGCAUUAUUUUUUUCAUUUGCAUCAUUUAUGAGACAAUCAAUUAAUCUUGUACCAAAAUCAUUAUCUGGUCGAAUUGCAGCAAUAUCAUGGUGGUAUUUUUCAUUAAUCUUUGUUUCAUCUUACACAGCUAAUCUUGUUGCAUCUUUAACUAUCGAAAAUUUAGUUCCACCAAUUAAAGGUGUUGAAGAUCUUGUUAAACAACAAGAAAUAAAAUAUGGUUCAGUAAAAAAUGGAACAACAUCAGCUUUUUUUGAAAAAUCAAAUAUAACAGUUUUUCAAAAUAUGUGGACUGUAAUGCAAAGAAGUUCAUCGGAAGUAUUCGUUGCAACAAAUGAUGAAGGUGUAGCAAAAGUACGAAAUUCAAAAGGAAAAUAUGCAUUUUUUAUUGAAUCAACAAAAAAUGAAUAUGUGAAUGAAAGAUAUCCAUGUGAUACAAUGAAAGUUGGUUCUGAUCUUGAUUCAAAAGGUUAUGGAAUUGCAACAAGAAUAGGUUCUGAUUUAACAGAAGCAAUAAAUUUAAUUACUACUGAUUUAAAAGAAUCAGGAUUUUUAGAUAAACUUAAACAAAGUUGGUGGUAUGAACGUUCCGAAUGUACACAAGUUAAUAAAGAUAAACGUUUUGAUAAAUUAAGCCUUUCCAGUGUAACUGGUCUUUUCUAUAUAUUUCUAUUUGGUAUUAUUCUAUCAUGUUUUAUUGCGUUUACAGAAUUUUUAAUAACAGCUAAAAAUGAAUCAGAAACAUUACAUAUUGAUUUUCGAGAAAUUCUUCGAAUAAAAAUGGUUGAAAAUAUGAUUGGUAUGACAAUUAAUAAACAACGACAAUUGGAAUGUGAUUCUGUUGAUCAUGAAUAUAAUUAUCAAUAUCAUAAUGAAGAAGAUGAAAUAAUCAAGCAAUAUACAGACUAUCAAUUGCGUAAACCACAAAGUGAUGUUUAA